Ctenocephalides felis (cat flea) is the source of this 2968-nucleotide messenger RNA. RefSeq names its product dentin sialophosphoprotein-like. Bases 119 to 2968 code for a protein of 949 amino acids. The record is from RefSeq and is a predicted model, not a curated record. NCBI's taxonomy places the organism in Eukaryota, Metazoa, Arthropoda, Insecta, Siphonaptera, Pulicidae. The transcript has 11 exons. Gene Ontology annotation, cellular component: nucleus.
ACUUGUUUGUGUUAUUAAUUAAGUUUGUGUUGUUAACUGUUAUUUAAAAUGAUAAUACGCCGCAGCAAGUCGCAAUAAUAAAUAUUUUUCAGUCGUUAAUAAUAAAUAUUUUUCAGUCAUGGAUUUAUUAGAUACUCCUCUUGUUAGAUUUUUAGCUACUUUUACUGAAGACUUGUUAAAUGGCAGGUUUCCAGAAAAUGCUGAUCAAAAAGAAGCUCAUUGUUCAAAUUCAGAGAAAUCAUUGGAAUCUGGCAAAGAUGAAGAUUCGAGAGAAAUAGCAUUACCCAAAAAUAAAAAAAUAAUUAAAAGAAAAGGUUCAGAUUCUAGCUCUGAAAAAUUACCGAAACGAAAAUAUACAACUCAAAAGAAAAAUGAAUUGGACUCUAAACCAAAUUAUACUCAAAAUAGAGAACCUAAAUUGGUACAAGAAAGUGAAAAUUCCUUAAGAACUACAGAAAAUUUUGAAGAUAUUUGCAGAAUUAUAGAAAAUCCAAAGCUUGCUGGCAAUCAAAAUGAGGUUCAAGAAAAUAUUUCAAGUACAAACGAUCAAAAUAUUCGUCUGGUAUAUAUUCUAAGCAAGGAUUUAAAGAUGAAUGAUAUAGAACAUAAAAAGAGCAUUGCAACAGCUAAUGAAAAAUCCAAAGAUAAUACUCAAAAAAACAAUUCAACACGUACUGUUAAACAAAAUGUCUCAUUGGAAAAGCUUGCAAUUUCUAAUGCAGCAAAAUUUAGAGAGAAAGCAGGAAACAACAAUCAAGCCAUACACAUAGAAGAAUUAAAUGCAUUUGGAAAUAAAAGUGAAGCUGUAAAUAACAACGUGAAUCAAAAUAACAUUCAAAGUUCAACAAAUGUUAUAUUAAUUGAUGAUGAAGAAGAAACCACAGACAAAGGUGGACAGAUGCAAGUUCCAAGUUUAAUUGAUGACGUACCUGCAGCAAAUAAUGAAACUAGUAAUGCAAAUAAUUCAAAUACCACUGAGAAUAGUUUAUUUGAGGAUACAACUAACAAUACUGCUGUUGCUAAUGGAGAGCAAGUUUCUUCUGACGGUUUACAUAAAUCUGUAUCUGAAUUUAUAAAUGAUGGCAAAGAUUCAGAAAACGUUGUAUGUAGGAAAAUCCAAAGUACCGUCGAAGUAAAUACAACUGAGGAAAAUGAUGAUUUAAACAUGGACCUUGAAAUUGCUAAUGAAAAUUUAUCAAAUGAAGUUGAUAAAACUAUGGAACAGGGAAAUGAUAAAGAUAUUGGUGUCAGCAAAGCCUCUUUAAUAGCAGCGAGCACAAGUGACAAAACAGAAUCAACAAAAAAUUCAAAAGAAAUGAUUUCAGACAAUGAAAAAUUGUUAAAUCUCAUGGAUGAGAAAGUUAUAAAUGAAGAGCAUGAUGCACCUACAAAAGACACAGACACACAGUCGCAGGCGGAGUCAGAGUCUUCAGGUGCAGUGUGCGUAUAUGAUGAAAUGACACAUAUACAAAAUUUUGUAGAUAGCAUCAUAAAUAAUGGUUGUGAAAAAUUAGCAAAUGGGAACGCUGUCCCUAGCAUGAUUAAAGCAGAUUCAAGUUCUUCAAAUAAUUUGAACAUAAACAGAACAGAAACUAUAGGUUGUGAAAAAGUAUCAUCAAGUUUUGCUGAUGACAAACAAGUUUCGAGUACAAAUAAUAACAAACUUGAUCUUUAUUCUGAAUCCACUAAUGAAAAUAACUAUGCAAAUCAUUCAAAUACUCCUGCUAUUGAGGAAAACGUUGUUGAUGAAAGAACAUGUGAAUCUGAUUUUAACAAUACUAUGAAUAGUAAAUCGAAUAAUACCGAAGUUGAUACUAUAGAUAGUGCUAAAGUUCUUAGUAAAGAAAAUAAAAUCCUGCAGAUUGCUAAACCUGAAUCCACAGUUGAUAGAUGUUUAAAUGAUGAAUCAGAGUGCAUAAAUAUAUCAGAUACUGACGAUGAAGAAAAUUCAAAACAUCAAGCGUUUAUUAGUAACAAUCAAGAAACCAAAAGAUAUAUAUCAGCUGAUGAAAAAAUAUCCAAAGCUGUUUGUAUCAUUAAAAAAGAUUCCGUUCUCGAAGAGCUUAUUAGUAGAAACAAGAUAAAUAUAGAAUCAGGAGUAUCAAUUUCACCAACAGAAAUGAAUCUCGAUCUACCAAACUUAAAAUGCAAGAAAAUUUCAAAUGAAAGUUUAGAUGUGUAUAAAGAAAUAUUUUCUCAAAGUUUGGAGGAAGUUAAUCAAAUGAAAUCUAUUAGCAAAAUAUGUCCUAAAGAGCAACCCAAGAAUAGUAGUACGAAACAAUCACAAUUUUUAAGAAUAGAUGAUUAUAAUUCAGGUAUUAGAUGGAAGAAAGUUGAAAAAAUACAUGAAAAUGGCAGUGCAGCGUCAUAUAAGAAGCCCUCAGAAGAAACAAUACCUGCCACAACAGAAAUGAAUAAUUGUAGUACUAUGGACGUGGACUUGAAUGAACCCACUUCAGAUUUGAAUUGUUUCAAAAUGUUCUCAGCGUUCUCAUAUUCUAUUAAUAAGGGCGGUAAUAAAGAUAUUAUAUUUAUUGAAAGUGAAUCUGAUGUUGACUGUGAUAUCUGUACAAAAUAUCAAAAACAGGGUGGGCUCAGUUUAUAUACCGAUUGCAGAGUGUGCUGUGCUAAAUUUAAAGUUCCAAGUUCUUUAGAAAUACAUGAUCUCAAACAUACAUCUAGAUCAAAGAAAGUAUGUGAAGAUUGUAGAAUUAUUUAUGAAUCUGAUUUACAGAACAAUUGCAGCCUUUUCAAAUAUCAACGAAUUUUAGUUUGUUACAAAUGUAACGAUGAGACAACAGAAUUUGUUAAAGGGGAAAUUGAUAUGUUAUUACCAAAUCCUUUCAAAUGUGUUUGCUGUGGAAGGCAAUUUGAAAAAUUUGCAUCUUUUCAAUUACAUAUGAAUAGUCAUAAGCAGAAAUAUGAAUGUCCAAAAUGUUUUAAAUCUCGAAAAUCAAAGGUGACAUAG